This is a messenger RNA of Lasiosphaeria miniovina, 2861 nucleotides long. RefSeq lists its product as uncharacterized. The record is from RefSeq and is a predicted model, not a curated record. NCBI's taxonomy places the organism in Eukaryota, Fungi, Ascomycota, Sordariomycetes, Sordariales, Lasiosphaeriaceae. Bases 388 to 2736 code for a protein of 782 amino acids. The transcript has 3 exons.
GUCUCCACCAGGCAUAGCUACAAGAGAAGCAGACUACUCCUUUUCCUCGAGGAGAGAGAAUUAUUAGGCCUCAAAAGUUCCAUACUUGGGGCUCUAGGAGCUACUACCUCCGUCCGAGAGAAACCUGGAAGGCUUUUCAUCCCCGACAGCACCUAAAGUCGGAAAGUCCCGGCCAACACCCACACAUCCACAUCAAUGAGGCAUGAGCGGGCGGGGUAUCCUAAAACGGCAAGGCCGCCCCAAGCAGGAUCCGCCGACAUGAUGGGUCCUUGUGACGAAACCCCAUCUUGACAGAUGACAAAAAGCUCUUCCCGCUUGGAACGUUCCAAGUUACUUCACCGUGAAGUUGCACGCCCGGUAAUUGCUUGGGUGCUUUACUAGUCUUCAAUGGAUCCAAUGAGUACACCAGUUGUCAAGUUUGUUGGCCACGACGCUUCGGGCUUGCCCGUCAAACGCAAGCAGGUCCACCACGCCUGCAGCACGUGCAAAAAGAGGAAGAAGCGCUGCCAUCAUGUACCUGACAGCCAGCCCCUUCCCGCCCGGAAGCCCAAGCCCGAGCGCGACCACGGCCGAAAUCAAAUCUCGCCUCCAGUUCCUGCUCCCCACGGUGACGGUCAACCUCGCACACCCACACGCAUACGCUCAUGCACGCGCGCACGCCAGCGUCAGUCCGACACGCCGAGCCUUGAACUCGCCCUCGACCUCGACCUCGACCUCGACCUCGACCUCGACCCAAACCCAAACCCAAACCCAGACCCUAAUGACCCUGCCUCCGACACUUCGGACACCGCACCCCAGUUCGUUGGCGAUUUAAACCCCGAAAGCAUCUUGGUCGAGGCAAACAUGAGUGUUCUGUCGAAGCCCGGCGCGUAUAAAAGAGGGGACCGGAGGCCUGGCGUUUGGUAUCCGGGCUCGCAAACCGGGCCCAAGUAUGGACCCCCCAGCGACAAACCCGAAACGGCCCCCCUUGAAUUGUCAAAGGACUGCUAUUUCGGCUACCUUUCUCUCCCAACUAACACAGGCCGCCUUCAACACUCCGCCCAAGACGUUUCCAACUUUCGCCACAUGUCACGAGCGACUUUGAUCGGUAGACUCUCGGAUGUCGUGAGGCCUAUACCCGAUGACUGGAAUCGGCUCAGAGAGACAUAUUUUACGAAAAUUCAACCCAUGUUCCCCAUCUUUGAUAAAUGCCAACUCCAGCAAAUCGGCCCACGGGAUGGCGAGUUGGUCAUCGAGCUGGUCAGGGCUUCCGUUUGUCUCGCCGCCGCGUGCGCCACAGAGCUGCAAGGGGCUCUGCACUUAAACGCGUGGUCGGGGAAAGGCCUUGAACAAUACGCGGAGGAAGUGCCAUUUUCAACUUACACUGCAGUAGUCACCAACUUCAUUACCCUCGGGGUCGAGCAUCUCGCAGCGGGCAUACGCAAUACCUACAUCGACGAGAGAAUGCAAAUCAUGGCUGUUACAUGCCUAUUCUGGCAGCCAGGAAGUCCGGACCGCCUUGAGCAACUGGAGCUGUUCUCGAAGCUCGUAGUCCUGGCUCAGUCUCACGGUAUGCAUCAGCUUGUCAACGGGGACUCGUCGAAGGAUAGUGCUACGAAAUCGGAUCAGGCACCAGACACUACUCCUGGUUCAAGUCCGAGGGCCCGCCUAUUUGCUUGCAUCUAUGCCCUAGACCGGCUCACCGCGGCCUUUCUAGGCCGGCCAGUCAUGUUUCACAAUUGCGACAUGGUCGGGAGGCCGCACGCCGACAAGGGCGAUCCACCCACCUUCAAGGUCUUCAUGGCCCUCGUCAAGUUGCUUGAUCUGGUCAUUGACCUGUAUCGGCCUGCUCCAACCGUCAAAUCUGUUGAUAUCGAGGUUAUGGGGUUUGAAAGGCUAGUCCUUGACCACGGAGCGCAAGACGAGCCUGACGACAUACUUGCCACCCUUGAGCUUCUCUACCACGCCAUCUGCGUCCUUAGCGUUCGCAUGCGCUCAGCUUGCUUCACAGCGCCCCCCGACCCGAAUUCCGAUUCCUCCGAGGCUGUGAGCUAUGACCACCUCCCUCCCGACACCCUUAAUGCUCGGAGGUCGCACUCGGCUGAUCGGAUUUUUGACGCCUUUGCCGAGCGCCGGAAGCUCUGUCAGAUGCCCUGGGUUCCCUAUGCACUGUCUCUGAGUCUUAGUGUCGAGUACCGCAAGUGGAGAUUCAGUCGCACUCCGAUGUUCCGGGUUAGAGGCCGGGCUAAGUUCAAGAAGAUUCUCACCCAUCUCCACGGACUGAGCGAGACUUGGGCCGGCGCCCGUAUCGUCAGCGGGCUCGGAGAUGCAGUUAUCACAAAUGUCUGCAGGGCUGAACAAAAGAUGAGGCAGGCGGCAGGGCAUGUGUCUGAUAUCCCACUUGGCCAAGAAUCAGAAGCGGAAAAGUCUCAGGAUCCCCCCCCGGUAUUGCCAGAUCCGUUGUCAUCCACAACUGGGCCUACACAUGAUCUUGAUAACGCAGCGCCAGCGGUCGCCAACGGCGAGGACAGCCUGCAACCAAUCGGUUCUCAACCGCUGCCUUUGGCCCAAACCUCUGAGGUCGCGACCCACGACAGGGAUCUCGCCACGAUAAACGAAGAUCCAUCACUGAAUUUCAUGGACGAGGAUUUGUUCAACUCCUGGGACGCUGACCUGAGGCACUAUUUCGACGUUUCUCUGCUCGACAGCCUAGAUCCCGGCCAGUACGUUCAAGUGCAAAGGCCUUGGGGGGUUUGAUAAUAUUUGGGGGAUCGGGAUGACCAGAUACCGGAUCGCAUCCGCAAGAAGUUGCUGGGGGGUUGGGCACACAGCGGCGAUUGCCAUUUAUUCCGAGCGUUUGCUGUAUCAUGGGGAACAUUCGA